This is a messenger RNA of Closterium sp. NIES-67, 1481 nucleotides long. The record is from the annotation of a GenBank genome assembly. NCBI's taxonomy places the organism in Eukaryota, Viridiplantae, Streptophyta, Zygnematophyceae, Desmidiales, Closteriaceae.
UGUUCUCGAGAGUCUACAGACUCGAGAAUUCCCCAGUUCCCCUGUGUUGCUGUCAACGGCAUUUUCGCUGGGGGCAGCGGUGGUGUGAUUGGUGCUGCUGCUGUGGUGUGUGUCUGCUCCUGCUCCUGCUUCUCACGCCGGUCUCCUCCCUCCCUUGCUGUGGAGCUCGCGAAAGGAUCUGCUUCUGAGUCGAGUCGACUCAAGAGCGAACCAGGCGCAGUCGCUCCUGAGGCGUAGGUGAUAUUUGAAUCACCGUGCCGUGACCCCUUGCUUCGCUGCGGAGUUCGCGCGAGCAGCCGUUGGAUCCAUUUGGCCGCCAUGAGCGGCGUCCUGGAGCUGACCGUGGUGGGCGCGUCGGGGCUGAAAGACAAGGAGCUGUUCACGAAGCAGGACCCGUACGUCGUGGUGGAGUACGGUUCCCAGCGGUUCCGCACCAAGACAGAUAAAGAUGGCGGAACGACCCCCGCCUUCAACUCGACCUUCCAUCUGCAGCUGUUACCCGGAGUGGAGGAGUUUUCAGCGGUCAUUUGGAACGACAACCUGGGGCGGGACGACGUGAUCGGCAGCUGCAGGGUGAACUUCCGCCAGGCGUUCUCCGCGGGCGUGUGGGACAUGUGGCAUCCCGUGUACACCAAGAGCCAGAAGCAACGUGGCAGCCUUCAUCUGAUCAUCAAGGCCCCAGGGGCCAGGGCACCCGCAGGAUAUCCCCCUUCAGCGUACCCCCCUGCACCCUACCCAACCGCACCAUACCCCGCACCAGCACCCUACCCGACCCCUCCCAACCCCUACCCUCCUGCCCCCGGAUACCCCGCACAACCCCAAUCCGCUUAUCCGCCCCCAUCCUCCUCCGCGUACCCUCCCCCGUCCUCCUCCGCCCCUCCCCCAUCCGCCUCCCCCUACCCCCCGCCUCCUCCUACCCGGCCCCCUCCCCUUAUCCCCAGGGCCCCCCCGCCCCCUACCCUACUGCCCACACCGCUCCCCCUGCCUACUCCAAGCCUCCCAGCGUUUCGUCCUCAGUUAACACUGUGCUGGGGGCGGUGGGGGCACUGGUGGGUUCAGCAGCAGCAUAUGCUAGCCAUGGGCAUGGGCACGGGCAUGGGCAUUACCCGCCGGCCCCAUAUGGAUAUCCGCCCCCUCCUGCUGCUCCUUAUGGGUAUGGGGCGCCGCCUGUGGUGGUGCACCACCAUGGGCACCACGGGUAUGGGCAUCAUCACUACAAGCACAAGUACAAGCGCAAGGGGUUCUUUGGCCGGCGCAAGGGGUUCUUUAAAUGAGAGGUGUGUGUUGUGGGAGGAGCCUUUUUGGGUCGUCACAAGGAUUUCCCUGCGGUGGGGAAUCGUCAAGGGCAUCUGUACCACAGGCACCUUCACAAUUUAGUUUGGAAUACACUUUUAGUACGCGCAUGGAGGCCUUAAGAUUAGAUAAGAGAGCAUCAUGAAUUGUAUGUAACAAAAGUCUUUGAAUACAUUAGUCAAGGUGCA